ACACCUGAUAAAGAAAAUGAUCAGCAAAGUUGUCAUAUCUUUCUUCGCGAUAAUCGCCUUAGUGCAGCUGGCUGAGGCCGCGAAGACGGUCGCUGAAUGCGAAAAGCAGAUGCCAUCAUCGUUGAAAGGGCGGCUGUGUGAACUUCGUCAGUACAAAAUCAUCGAUGGCCAGGAUAUGGAUAAGCACAUGGACUGCGUCAUGAAAACCAUAGGAUUUGUCGACAAGGAUGGUCGCGGAGAUUACCACAAGCUGAUCAAGCCUCUAAAUGCCAUCGAGAAGCAUAAGAAGCACGACUUCAACCUGGAGACUUGUAUGGGAAAAACGUUUCGACUACCGAACGCAGGCAGCCGAGCGAACGCAUUCUACAAGUGCAUGCUGCAGUCCGAUUCGGCGGAGUCGUUCAAGAAGGUGUUCGAUCUGACCGAGCUGAUCCUGGCGGGCAAACUUUCGGCAGGUGCUCAGUACGACAACAAAGCGGCCAACAUGAUGAAGAAAAUUGAUGCGAAAAUUUGCAAGUAAUUUAGAGCAGCAAUGUUUGAUGGAAGUCAGUCGUCAGACUAAUAAAUUGCAUAAUGGUGGUGGAUACUAAAAAUGGA
Molecule: messenger RNA, 597 nt
Organism: Anopheles coustani
Lineage: Eukaryota; Metazoa; Arthropoda; Insecta; Diptera; Culicidae
Product: 37 kDa salivary gland allergen Aed a 2-like
Exons: 3
Coding region: 17-520 (167 amino acids)
Biological process (GO): sensory perception of smell
Molecular function (GO): odorant binding
Source: RefSeq, a predicted model, not a curated record